CAGGAUGUGAUUGAGAGAUCCCAUAUGAGCAGUGAAAAUUUUACGUUAUUUCUUCAUCAGAAUUAUUUAGAUUUUUAUAGUAGUAUAGAUGAUGUUGUGGAUGCUAGUCUUUAUUUAAGUGAUGCUGAUCAUCUCACCAAAGAUUGGGCUAGUCGGUCUGCAUUAAGAGAAUACAGUUCAUGUGUUGGUGCUAGAGGAUUAGUACAUUGUAACACUGCCAGGAGUAGGAGUGGUAGUACUAGUGGAGGGGGUGGAUGGAAGCCAUUACACAAACCACAGUGGUAUGAAGUCAAUAGAAAAUACCGUGAACGCUGUCUGACAGCGAGGCAUCUCUUUUCAAAACAUUGCCAGACACCUGAAGAUUUACAGAUCCAGUUUAUGCCUUAUUUAGCUUUGAUAAAUGUCCCACUCAGUACUCCAGGACAAAUAUCAUUCCUCCAAGAAGUUUGCAAAUUUUCCAGUUCUCGUUACCCAGUUCGAACACAGCCUGAAAAACUAAAUGAACAAGACACAGGAGAGGUUGAUGAUGAUGAGGAUGAAGUCAGCAAAAUAGAAUCCAGUCAGAACACAGAUAUUGACCAGUCUGAUUUCCAAACUGUUGUCGAUGAAUGUAGCGAGGAUGAGCUUAUUAUAGAGGACUUUGAUGAUUAAAUGUACUGGAAGAACUGGUGCCUUGUACUAUAGCUGCUGUGAAAGGCCUCAUCAACAGCACUAUGAACUGUAAUUCAUAUUGAAAAUGUCAUAUUAUGGUCUUGAAAAAACAGAUUUCACUGUUGGUGGAAGAUGUACUUUCCCCCUAACAGCUAUACUCAACAUCCAAUCAUAACCUUUGUUAUGAACUAUGUGCAUAUGAAAUAAGCAUGUUUAAUUUACCAAUUGGUUUUAUGAUUGGUUGCCAAAUUUUAACAAAAAAGGAAACAGUAUGUUACAUUUGUUAUUAUGCAUUUUAUUUCACAUGCCAAAGGCUACAAGCAAAAUAUUGUUGCCAAUACUGCUUUAAAGGUGGCCAAGUUGAAUACACAGAGAAGAAGUCAAUCUA
Saccoglossus kowalevskii is the source of this 1039-nucleotide messenger RNA. RefSeq names its product cell cycle checkpoint protein RAD17-like. Gene Ontology annotation, molecular function: chromatin binding; DNA clamp loader activity. Lineage: Eukaryota; Metazoa; Hemichordata; Enteropneusta; Harrimaniidae. Gene Ontology annotation, biological process: DNA repair; mitotic DNA replication checkpoint signaling; DNA damage checkpoint signaling. The record is from RefSeq and is a predicted model, not a curated record.